Macrobrachium nipponense is the source of this 537-nucleotide messenger RNA. RefSeq names its product collagen alpha-2(I) chain-like. NCBI's taxonomy places the organism in Eukaryota, Metazoa, Arthropoda, Malacostraca, Decapoda, Palaemonidae. The transcript has 2 exons. The record is from RefSeq and is a predicted model, not a curated record. Bases 1 to 537 code for a protein of 178 amino acids.
AUGAUUAUGGUGUCCAAAGCCUUCGUGAACAUGGCAAUACCCACCACAGUUGACCAACCAUCAGGUGAGGAUAACGUUUCCUCUCCUCCAGGUAAGGAAAACAUUUCCUCUCCUCCAGGUGAGGGAAACGUUUCCUCUCCUCCAGGUGAGGAAAACGUUUCCUCUCCUCCAGGUGAGGAAAACGUUUCCUCUCCUCCAGGUGAGGAAAACGUUUCCUCUCCUCCAGGUGAGGAAAACGUUUCCUCUCCUCCAGGUGAGGAAAACGUUUCCUCUCCUCCAGGUGAAGAAAACGUUUCCUCUCCUCCAGGUGAGGAAAAUGUUUCCUUUCCUCCAGGUGAGGAAAACGUUUCCUCUCCUCCAGGUGAGGAAAACAUUUCCUCAAAGCGGAGUCCAACAGAGGCCCAGAACAGAGAAUGGGGUACAUCUCAUCAGCGCCAACUCAUCGCCGCCUACUCAUCCCCGGCUCAACUCAUCCCCGGCCCAACUCAUCCCUGGCCCAUCUCAUCCCUGGCCCAACUUAUUCCCGGCAGUGAUUAA